AUGGCUAAUGCCGACAAUGCCGGACUCGACAACCGCGGGCCGUACGUCGACGCGUCGCUCUGGACACUCCAGGCGGUGGCCGGCAUCUUCCUCGGCCUCCGCAUCUACUGCAAAGUCUUCCGCAACCGCGGCCUCUGGUUCGACGACUACUUCCUGCUCGCCUCCUGGGUCCUGCUGGCGGUCAGCGCCUCGGCGACGAGCGCCAACGUCGCCCUCGGCUUCGGCCGCCACUUUGACGAGUUCGACCCGCGCAAUCUCGAGCGCUACGGCAUCUACAGCAUGCUGUCCGGCUUCUUCUCCAUCCUCUCGUCCGUCUUCAGCAAGACGUCCUUUGCCAUUACGCUGCUGCGUCUCACCGACGGCUGGACGAAGCGGCUCAUCUGGGCCAUUAUCGUCUCGCUGCACGUCUUGAUGCCCUUCAGCGCCGCGUUUCUGUUUGUCUCGUGCAGCUCGCCCGUCCAGGUGCACGGCAAGUGCUGGUCGGCCAGCGUGGCCGUCAUCUACGGCAUCGUCGUCGGCUCCUACUCGGCCUUUUGCGACUUGGCGCUGGCGCUGCUGCCGUGGCGCAUCCUCUUGCGGUGCCGCAUGUACCGGCGCGAGAAGAUUGGCGUGGCCCUGGCCAUGUCCAUGGGGGUCUUUGCCUGCGCAACGGGCAUCGCCAAGUCCGCCAUGAUCCCGAGCCUGGGCAACCCCGACUUCACGUACAAGGGCGCCCCCUUUGUUGUCUGGGGCUUCGCCGAGUGCGCCGUGUCCAUCAUGGCCGCCUCGAUCCCGGCCCUGCGCGUUCUCGCCACCGAGAUCCGCGGCGCCUCUACGUUUAUCCAGCGCAUGGCCCCCUCGCUGCGCAUGUCGGGGACCGUCCCUGCCUCCAAGCGGCCCGACAACGACAGCUGCAACAACACGCCCGUCUCCGUGUCGCCGGGGCUGGACCUGGAGAACGGACCUGCUCCGGCCAACACCCGCGCAGACGCCCCUGCCAGCGUCAACGGUCGACGCAACCGGGGACCGCCGCCGCCCUAUGGCUAUGGCUUCCGGGGCAGCGGCUCGGCCGGCCUGUCCUUUCCAUCACGGGCCGCGUCUUCCUCGCAUUCGCGAACGACGCCGGCGUCGUCGGCGCUGCCCAGCGGCAUCAGCAACAAGCCGGGUCUGUCCAAAGCCGGAGGGGCCGUGAUCGGGACGAUCAACUUGGACGAUACCGUCAGCGAGGACGACAUCGAGAUGCACUCUCGACGGCACUCGUACAGUAUGCAAAAUGUGUCAUGA
Sporothrix brasiliensis 5110 is the source of this 1263-nucleotide messenger RNA. RefSeq lists its product as uncharacterized. The record is from RefSeq and is a predicted model, not a curated record. The coding region runs from base 1 to 1263 and encodes 420 amino acids. The transcript has 2 exons. NCBI's taxonomy places the organism in Eukaryota, Fungi, Ascomycota, Sordariomycetes, Ophiostomatales, Ophiostomataceae.